AUGGACAAUUCCCUCUUUGGGCAAGAGGCUGAUGCAAAAUCUACACAUCUGGUAGCUAUGAAAAAUCAUGAAAAAUUAUGGGCUGAAAAGUCAAGGAUUCGAUGGCUGAAGGAGGGAGAUCCUAACUCUAAAUUCUUUCAUCUCUACGCAAAAAUUAAGAGAGUAAAAAACACUAUUCGAAGAGUCAAAAAAUCUGAUAGCUCUAUGAUUUCUGAUAGAGAUGAAAUAGCUUGUUACAUUUCUAGUUUCUAUGAAGAUUUUCAUAAGGGAACUCCUGUGACAGAUCAUCUGGAUUUGCUCGAUGCUAUUCCAAAGCUUAUUGAUGAGGUCAAUCUGCUAUCCUUGGAUUCAAUUCUAGGUCCAAAUGAGAUAAAGCGUGCUGUGUGGGAUCUGGACCCUGUAGUUUGCCAGGUCCAGAUGGCUAUCCUGGGUAUUUCUUCCGGUGCUGUUGGAAUAUUAUAUCUGGAGAUUUCCAAAGAGCUAAUAAUCUCAGAAGAACAGGGACCUUUUCAGAAAGGGAAACUUAUUCAUAACAAUAUUGCAUUGGCAUCCGAGCUGGCAAAUAUUAUGCACUCUUCUACAAGAGGAGGUAGGUUAGGAGCAAAAAUUGACAUUCAAAAGGCCUUUGGGAGAAUUUCUUGGGAUUUUAUUCUUAAAGUCCUUAAGAAAUUUGGAUUUUCUAACACUUGGCUAAAAUGGAUUUUCCAAAUCCUCUCCACUUCUAAAAUUUCCAUUCUGCUAAAUGGAGGUCCAGUUGGUUUCUUCGGAGUUGAGCGGGGUCUUCGUCAAGGUGACCCAAUUUCUCCAAUUUUAUUCAUUAUUGCUGAAGAAGUCUUCUGCAGAGGUCUGAAGCAUCUUCUCCAUGUGAAGGAAAUCAAACCCCUAAAGGGUCCUAGAGAUGUGUCUGUUCCUACUCAUCUUCUCUUCGCUAAUGAUAUUUUUAUUUUCAUAAAUGCUUCCAGCAAUUAUGUCAAAAACUUGAAAAACUUUAUCAGAAAGUAUCAGGAGUUCUCAGGGCAGGUAAUGAACCUAGAAAAAAGCAAGCUAUAUUAUGGGUCUGAUAGCUUCUUCAAGGAAGCAGGCUAUUGUGGAGACUAUGAGAAUCCCAGCAUGUAA
Molecule: messenger RNA, 1116 nt
Organism: Macadamia integrifolia
Lineage: Eukaryota; Viridiplantae; Streptophyta; Magnoliopsida; Proteales; Proteaceae
Exons: 2
Coding region: 1-1116 (371 amino acids)
Source: RefSeq, a predicted model, not a curated record